AUGGCUUAUGAGACUACAUUAAAAGGCUGUAGGCUGAACGUGACAGGCUACAAAAAGAAGAGACUAGAGAACAUGAAAGCUGCAAUGGACUUCAGAGAUUGGUGCAAAAAUGAAUGUGUCAGACUUCUUGGAUCCAAAGGCCUCCUAGCCAAUGGCGCGCAUGAUUCCCCUCUAUUUUUGUCUUCAAGAUUGGUUUACAUUUCAUUCCAAGGUCAAAGACAUUAUCCUCAACGACUGUUGGGUCCGCCCCCAUCUCUGGUGUGACCUCGAUGCGACAAAUACAUGGUCGUGGUGUGAAGUUUGGUUGAGGAUCACAUCUAUCUUGUCAUAUAGUGGACGCGAUGGGACCAGGUCUGGGUUGUGACACGUUGGCUGUUGAUUUUAACUAAGUUGAUCAUUCACCGUUGACUUUUGACCAGUUUGACUCUUGGUAAAACUUUGUUAAUUUGAGCUAUAGAUUGAGGUUUUGCAUAUGUUUGAAUUAGGCUGUUUGUGUAAUUGAUUCAUUUAAGGACUCAUGUGAGUGUGUGAUCUCAGAUCUUCAGUUUCAGAUGAGUCUUCUCACUAUAUCAUGUGUAACAUUGUAUGUCUAGCGUGGUAGGUGUUGGAUUAGGAGUCUAAGGUCAUAACUAAAUUAGUAUAACUUUAUGAAAUAAAAAGCA
Messenger RNA from Lactuca virosa, 662 nucleotides. NCBI's taxonomy places the organism in Eukaryota, Viridiplantae, Streptophyta, Magnoliopsida, Asterales, Asteraceae. The record is from the annotation of a GenBank genome assembly.